Molecule: messenger RNA, 2200 nt
Organism: Dermatophagoides farinae (American house dust mite)
Lineage: Eukaryota; Metazoa; Arthropoda; Arachnida; Sarcoptiformes; Pyroglyphidae
Product: DNA-(apurinic or apyrimidinic site) endonuclease 2-like
Biological process (GO): base-excision repair
Cellular component (GO): nucleus
Molecular function (GO): endonuclease activity; DNA binding; DNA-(apurinic or apyrimidinic site) endonuclease activity
Source: RefSeq, a predicted model, not a curated record
UAAUCAUUCAAUCGGAUUGAACAUUUCAAUCAUCUUCAAUGAUAUAUACACGAAUGAUCACAUUAUUAUUUUUGAUGAUUAUUUGCAAAAGGCCCCAAAUUUAGCCUUUCUAAACAAUUGUAUUUAUUUAUCCAACAAAGUUUACCAUCGUUCAGCCAGAUAUGUAAAAAAAAAAAAUUUUUUUGUUUACGCAAUUUAUUAUCAAGGUAAUCGAUGGCCUCCCCUUCCUCCUCCCUCCCCAAAAAAAAAGAUAGUGACAACAAAAAAUCGUUACAAUUUUAGCAUUCGACAAUGAUCAAUCAAUUCAUGAAUUAAUGUACACAAAGGUCAAGUUUGUUUCAAGUGAAUGAAUGAAACAAAUAUGAAAUUAAUACACACACAUAGACAAAAUAUUCAUACAUUGAGGACUUGUAUCAUAUCCAUGAUAUGAUGCGAUGGCAUCGACGACAUCGAUCGAUGAUAAUUGCCACUCUUAUUGAAUGCAUCCAUAAUUAAUUAAGUCAUUCAAUUGCCAUCAAUGUGUGAACACCAUGCUCUUUUUGUAUUUUUCAAUUUUUUAAAUCAAGAUCAAUCAUAAAUGACGUGUUGCCGAAUGUUGAUUCAUGUGAUGUUUUUGUUGUUUUCAAUUAAUUUGCCGCCGAUCCAUGAUGGGUUUCAAAAUUAUUACAUGGAAUAUCAAUGGACUUCGAUCGUUUGGUGGCCCUCAACAAUUUAGACCUGCAAUAUUUGAAAAAUUUGAUGGUCAGGCAGACAUGGUUUGCCUUCAGGAGACUAAAUUAUCUCGUUCAUCGUUAACUGAAUGGAUGGCUUUUGUUUCUGGUUAUACAUCAUAUUUUUCAUUUCCGUCAUCCGAAGCCAAUCACCUGUCUCAUCAAUCAGGCUAUUCUGGAGUGGCAACAUAUGUCCGUGAAAAUAACAAUUGUCGACCUUGGGCAGCUGAAGUUACACUUGUCAAUGAUGUAUUCGAAAUAUUCGCCAAAGAUUUAUUCGAUCAUUUGGAAGAGGAUUCUUUAUUUGAAAAGCGAUGGUCCAGAAAAUUUAAAAGGAAUGCCGAUAGUGAUUACGUUAACUGGAGACAAGUGGAUCGAGAAGGUCGUUGUAUUGUCACUAAACAUGCCAUCCAAAUAGGCGAAACAGAUGCUAGUCAUUGUCAUGGAGGCGAAUGGUUAUACUUAUUCAAUCUAUACUGUCCACGUAAUGAUUCAAGCCGACCAGAUCGUGAAUUAUUUCAGCUCAAAUUCUAUCAUCUAGUCGAACGACGAAUUAAAGCGUUAUUUGAAGACAACAAUAGUCGCAAUCAUGUGAUCGUAGUCGGUGAUCUUAAUACUGCCCAUCAACCAAUCGAUGUGUACAAUGAUGCCGAAUUUGGCUAUUUAGGAUCAAAUUCCCGUAUCUGGUUGCAAGAAUUACUCGACGAUGGUCGAUUAGUGGAUGCAUUUCGUCAUAUGAAUGGUGAUGUAACAGGAGCUUUCACCUGUUGGAACUCACAGAUUGGUGGUCGCUAUACUAAUUAUGGAUCUCGAAUCGAUUAUAUUCUAGUAGAUCGUCGACUCUGCCCAUACAUGCGUCAUUGUUACCAUUUAACCAGUGUUGUCGGUUCUGAUCAUUGUCCUGUGAUGGCCCAAUUUGAUGAUCAAAUUCGGUUUAUUGGUCCUGAUCAUCAAUAUUAUUCAGUUCAUUGCACUAAACAGUGGCCUGAAUUCGAUCCAAUCAAACAACGUGGAUCAAUACGUCAUUUUCUCACCACCACUAAGCCAAACAUAAAUCAAAAUCAAAAUGAUCAAUUUGGAUCAUCGAGCAGUGAUCAAAUUAUCAAAAAACUUAAAUGUGAAAAGCAACAACAACAACAACAACUACAACAGACAAAGAUAUCCUCUUUCCUUACGGGUGUUAAGCAGAUUAGACCUCAGCAACAACCACUGAUGACAACACAAACGAUAGCCAAUGAUGAAGCAACAACAGUAACCAUAGCUAUGCCAAAUCAAUCGGAAAAAUGGCGCCAAUUAUUGGAUGCUAAAUCAAAAAUAGAGCAUAUUCCCUUAUGUACUGGUCAUGGUUUACCUUGCGUACGACGUAAAGUUCGAAAAACAGGCAUAAAUUAUGGCCGAGAAUUUUAUCAAUGUUCAAAACCAUCGUUGAAGCCAGAAGGACAUCCCGAGACUCGUUGUAAUUUUUUCCGAUGGAUCAAAUGAUGAUGAUG